GACGGCAGCCAAAGGGACGCCCCAGAUGCAAGGUGGGAAGGGGCGUAUGGAGAAGGGACGGCAGCCAAAGGGACGCCCCAGAUGCAAGGUGGGAAGGGGCGUAUGGAGAAGGGACGGCAGCCAAAGGGACGCCCCAGAUGCAAGGUGGGAAGGGGCGUAUGGAGAAGGGACGGCAGCCAAAGGGACGCCCCAGAUGCAAGGUGGGAAGGGGCGUAUGGAGAAGGGACGGCAGCCAAAGGGACGCCCCAGAUGCAAGGUGGGAAGGGGCGUAUGGAGAAGGGACGGCAGCCAAAGGGACGCCCCAGAUGCAAGGUGGGAAGGGGCGUAUGGAGAAGGGACGGCAGCCAAAGGGACGCCCCAGAUGCAAGGUGGGAAGGGGCGUAUGGAGAAGGGACGGCAGCCAAAGGGAUGCCCCAGAUGCAAGGUCGGAAGGGGCGUAUGGAGAAGGGACGGCAGCCAAAGGGACGCCCCAGAUGCAAGGUCCUGGAGCCGCCCAGCCCCUCAGUGCUGGCAUGAAGACCUUCCUCCCAGUGCCGACCUAUGAAGGUGUUACUAUUCCCGAUAAACCCAAGCUCAAGUUUAUCGAUCGGAUCCCAAUCGUGCCGAAGGUGAGACGGGAACCCAAGCACCUGAACGAUAUCCGAGGACCAUCCACCGAAGCCACCGACUUCACCGAGGGUAAUUUUGGUAUCCUGGCCCUGGGUGGCGGCUAUCUUCACUGGGGCCAUUUUGAAAUGAUGCGUCUGACAAUCAACCGUUCCUUGGACAGCAAGAACAUGUUUGCCAUCUGGCGUGUCCCCGGCCCAUACAAGCCCAUCACCCGCAAGGGCAUAGGCCAGCGCAUGGGCGGCGGCAAAGGCGCCAUCGACCACUACGUGACGGCGGUCAGGACUGGCCGCCUCAUCCUGGAGAUCGGGGGCCGCUGCGAGUUUGGUGAGGUGGAACCCUUCCUCAAGCAGGUGGCCCACAAGCUGCCCUUCCAAGCCAAGGCCGUGAGCCGAGAGUCUCUGGCAAAGAUGCGGGAGGAGCAGAGGGAGCGGGAGCUCAACAACCAGAACCCCUGGACCUUCGAGCGCAUCGCUUCAGCCAACAUGCUGGGAAUAAGGAAGGUGCUGAGCCCCUACGACCUGACCCAGAAGGGGCGCUACUGGGGCAAGUUCUUCCUGCCCAACCGUGUCUAAUGCCCCAGCACUUCUGAGCACCCCCAGAUGAACGGAUGGUCUCUGCAAAGCUCUGGGAUGAGGAGAAGCACAGGGUGCAUCAUGCAGAGUUGAAUAAGAGUUGGUUCUACGGAAGUCUUGGCCCCUUUAAAGUGGCUCUGAAACACAGGUCCUUGCCUCAGAACCAGGGACACCUGGAUUCACUCUGUGACCCUGGGCAACACCAAAGUGCUCCAUGCUUUUGGCAGCCAGAAGACAUGGCCUGAAUGGUAAUGGGAGUUUCUUCAGCAAAGAGGAAUCCUUAUCACAGGGGACCUUAAACCUGUAAAUCUUGGAACCUUUUGGAAGUAGGAUGAAUCCUAUAGAAACUCUUCUCAAAGUCAUAUUUUUAUACAGAAAUAUGUUUAUUGAAAUCUAAAAAAGAAAAAUCCAGAGGCCCCAGAUCAACCCCUGCCCUAUUUUCCCUAUUCCUGUGAGAUCUUCCAUUUGGGGGAACUUCCAGUGUGGAAAUUCCCUCCCAUUAUUGAACCUUAAUAAAUUUUCUGUAACUUAUGACUAUAAGAAGGUAUCUGUGACACUGUUAUUGAAACUGAGUUAAUAAAUUUAUUAAGUACCUAUUCUGUGUUAAGUACUGGGGAUGCAAAGAUAGUCUCUGGCCUUACAUAUCCAUGUGUUAGAGGCAAGACUGAAACCUGUGUCACUGUGGCCCUGCCCUCUUGCAUCAAUAAUUGGAAGGAGGUAAGGUCGUAGAGGGAGUGAUAAAGCAAAGGUAAAGGAAUAAAUCAGCAGGAUGGAAAAUAGGAUGAACCAAAGAGAAAUCCUACCUUCCCCACAUCCCCCAACUGUCUUCAGAUUCAUGAGACUCCCAUACACAAACCUUCGGCACAGCCAUCUUUACUCAGUGUGACUUUAUUUGUUAAAUUCACACCCUCGACAACUCUGUAUUUUUGAUAUAGCAACAGAGAGAUUAAUCUGGACCAAGACUUCCUCUGUCCAGGUGAAAUCCCCCACCAGUCCUUCUAGACUCGAUGUCAGUGAGACAAAAGCACUGAGAAGCUUAUAGCAGGUAUCCAUGAUGGUAUCUGACCCCAUGCUCGGCUCCUCCGCUCCUUCCCAUUCACCAAGCUCCUUGUGCACAGGUCUGUAAUGUACACACCCCCCUCUCUGAUUUUCCCUCCCAUCAUUUAGCACAAUGCAAACAGAGUCAGUCACUCUAUUUGUUGACUUGGCCCCCAAUUCUGUGUGUUAUCAGAAAGUGCCUUUCUGCAUGGAGUCAGGGGCUGAGCUAACCCUCUCUUUAUAGUAGAAUUACAUGCAGGACCACCCCCUGUCAGGAGGGGACUGAUGGAGAUGGCACAGAUUGAAGUGCCAUACUUUCAGCAGGGGAAAGUUAAGAUCAUAGACUCAGGGCCCCUGAGAGACCAUUCAGUCUGCUACACUUUUUAUAAUUGAGGAAACAAAAAAAUUAAAUGAUUUGCCUGUGGUUACAUAUCCACUUUUUGACAAAAUUUGAACCCAGGACUCCCUGAGACAAGUCCAGUACUCUAUCCCACUACAUCAGCUCCCUUGAGCCCUCAGUUUAUGCAUGAGUUCUGUUACUUGGAACGAUGACCUUGUUCACAAAAAUGAAUGGAGGCGGCUCCUUAAAGUACCUCCCAGUGUAUCCUUUCAACAUGUAAAUAAUCCUAUCUCAGCGAAUCGCAAUUACCUUGAAGUCCCUGCUCUGUUCUGCAGGACCUUGGAGACAAAAGCGGGAACCAAACACUUUCCAUCAGUGCACACCAAAAUGCUGGCCAGCAGGGAAGUGAUUGGAAGACAAGCUGCAGGGGGAGGUGAAGAACCAGCACCUUCACCUGUCCAUCACCUAAUCGGAUGUUGCCAACUACAGUGCCAAGAGCAUUCCCUGGCUUUGGAUUGGGGAC
This is a messenger RNA of Sarcophilus harrisii (Tasmanian devil), 3082 nucleotides long. RefSeq names its product mitochondrial ribosomal protein L16 (gene MRPL16). The transcript is spliced from 4 exons. Gene Ontology annotation, biological process: mitochondrial translation. The coding region runs from base 138 to 1181 and encodes 347 amino acids. Gene Ontology annotation, molecular function: rRNA binding; structural constituent of ribosome. The record is from RefSeq and is a predicted model, not a curated record. Gene Ontology annotation, cellular component: ribosome; mitochondrial large ribosomal subunit. Lineage: Eukaryota; Metazoa; Chordata; Mammalia; Dasyuromorphia; Dasyuridae.